AUGUCACAAGAAAAAAUAUUAGAUCUUAAUGAAUUCAUACAAAAUCCAAACGAUUGCUCAGAAUUAUUUAAAAUUUGGGAUUCUCAAAGAUCUGUAAUGACAAUACCAAAUUCCUUUGCAAAUAUUAUUCAACAUACAACAAAGAAUCCUUCAUUAAAAUCUAUCGGAACCAUUAUAAUUCGUAGAAUUAUCAGGAAUUAUAUGAAAACAAUUGAUCGAAAUUUAAGUUCUGAUCGAUUACCAUUAUGUCAAUCAACAUUGAGACUAUUGAUAAUGAUGAACUCACACGAUAUUUCAACCACAAGAGAAUUACAAGAAACAUUCCAUUUUAACUUAAAGGUAUUUUCAAAAUUAGUAAAUAUUAGAAGAAAAGAUUCCCAAAAUAUUUCACGACAGAUCAAAACUAAGAAUUUUGCAAAUUUAAUAUUUAAAGGCUUAUCUCAAGAUAAUUAUGAGUUUGUAGAAGAAAUUUUUCAAACUUUUUAUAAUUAUAUAAUUUUAGAUAAUAAAAUUGGUAUAAAAUCAAAACUCGCAUUUUUCAAUAGAGGAUUAUUAAACCAACUUUUAAAUCUUUAUUCUAGAUCUGAAACAGAUUUACCAGAAUCAAAUAAAUUUAUUACAGACCUAGUACACAAAUUUCUAUUAUCAAUCUGUUGUACACCAGGUGUUGGUAUUUGUUUUCAAGAUGAAGGAUGGUAUCCUUAUGGUGAAUCAGAAAAGAUGUUUCCUUUAUUGUGA
Messenger RNA from Entrophospora sp. SA101, 738 nucleotides. The record is from the annotation of a GenBank genome assembly. Lineage: Eukaryota; Fungi; Glomeromycota; Glomeromycetes; Entrophosporales; Entrophosporaceae.